UCCGUCGAAAGACUCUAGAGUUUGUUCUGUGGACAGAAUAACUACUAAAAAAAGACAUUCUUAUAAGGGAGCAUUUUAUGAGUUACAAGGAUAAAAAGAGGCCUUACGGAUUUUAAUCUGCUGGGUUUUAUCACACUGGACACUAUCUGAAUGAAGCUGAAGCUCGUCCCGGUGAAAGCAGCGGUAAAUCUUUUGUUGUGCAUGGAGUAAAAAGACAACAGGACAGAAAGAACAUGUAUAUUUUUUUCAGUGCGAGACGAAUGCGAGCAUUUACUUGGGAAAUGUUUUGUUUCGAGCUGACACACCGUGUGCGGCGCACAUCAGCGCCGUUACGCGCGUAGAUCACCUGUUGAAGUUGCCCCGGUGAGCUGUUUCACGUUUCGCUUUCAAACGGCAGGAUCGUCUUGAACAGCGUCUUAACAAAUGAUCGAUCCGUCCUCCGGUCUGUAUGAUGCACUGAUUCCCCGUUAUGUUGUAGGAUGAGCGCUGAUCUGGAGCGCGUUUCGCUCAACACAUCGGUGAACUCGGCCGGCUCGGGCGGCCGUGCGCUUUCGGCAAACGUCCGGAGGCUCCACAACACUCUCAACCUGCUGCUCAGCGACCUGGAGAGAGAGCAGUUCAUCCACUGUCUCAAUGUGUACCACGCCAAGCGCAACGUCUUCGACCUGGUCCAAACUCUUAAAGUAAUUCUUAACACGCCCGGCAAACGACAGCUGCUGCCCAUGCUGCGCCUGGUCAUCCCGAGGUCCGACCAGCUGCUGUUUGACCAGUACACCUCCGAGGGACUCUACCUGAAGACGGAGCUGCUCCCCAGCAACGGUAGCGCGGAGGGCUUUGGAGAUGAGGGCGACUCGACUCUGCAGAAAUAUGUCAGCUCCAUCCAUGAACAGCCCCUCACCUCAGGCUGUCCGGACGGUUACAGCGCCGCCGCGGAGUUGUCGGCUUCCAUGACCCAGCCGUUUUUUGAGGGUCACUUCGGGGAAGUGCGCAAAGUCACCCUGACGCGCUCCAGGAGCCACGAGGGUCUGGGCUUCAGCAUCCGCGGGGGGUCGGAGCACGGCGUGGGGAUCUAUGUGUCCCUAGUGGAGCCUGGCUCAUCGGCCGAGAGAGAAGGACUGAGGGUGGGAGACCAGAUAGUGACCGUGAACGACAUGAUGUUUGACAAUGUCACUCACAUAGACGCGGUUAAGGUGCUUAAGGGAUGCAAGAAGCUGUCCAUUUCAGUGUGUUCCAUGGGUCGGAUCCCUGGAGGCUACAUAACCAACCAUGUGUACAGUUGGGUGGACCCUCAGGGACGGAGUGUCUCCCCGCCACCUGACAGCCAGGAGGCCAACCAGUGGCAAGGACAUGGCAUGGAGGAGAGGACGGUAAACCUGAAUAUGGACGACGGUCGCUCUCUGGGCCUAAUGAUCAGAGGUGGUGCUGAGUAUGGACUGGGGAUCUACAUCACUGGAGUGGACCCUGGAUCUGCUGCAGAUGCUGGUGCAUUAAAGGUGGGUGACCAGAUCCUGGAAGUGAACGGUCAGAGUUUUGUCACCAUCUCCCACGAUGAGGCAGUUCACAUCCUCAAAACAGGACACCACCUGCUGAUGAAAGUGAGGGAUGUGGGUCGUCUGCCUCAUGCACGCACAGUGGUUGAUGAGACCAAAUGGAUUUGCAGUCAGGCCAUAGCUGAGACCAAUGCUACAGCUAACCCAAGUUCUGUUAUCAACCCCACUGUCAAUGCUGGCGUCCACGUUAGUGUCAGUGCCAGUACCUGCAGUACAAGACCAUCUUCAGGCAGAGCCACACCUGUAAUAGGAAAGCCAGCAGCAUACAGAGGUGUGGGCCCACCAGGUGCUCAGGUGUCCCUGGAGCAGCAGGCCUACAUGCUGCUAACGGAGCCAGAGAGGCAGACCAUGGCCUACUACCUGCAGGAGUACCAGGAGGGACACAUAGGAGUGGAGCCACUGGCCAUGGCUCUGUUUGAGCUCUUCAACACACAUGCAAAGCUGUCCAUGUUGUCUGAGGUGAGGAGUCUGGUGGCUCCCCAGGACCUGGAGUUAUAUGACAGGCUUGUGUUGCACCGUGAGAGGGAGGCCAACCAGGCCUGGCAUGGAGGCCUAGGAGUGAUGCACCCACAGGGCCACUGCAACCACUCGUCCACUGUGAUCCAUGAUGGGGGAAACACAGUCCCUGCUACGACUGAUGGCUCUGUUGGUGGCUGGACAGAACAAGACCAAGAGGAGAACACUAAUACCUUGAAAAACAUUUCACUGGAUGAAAUGCAGGCUUCAGGUGAAUCUCCUAAAUUCUUCAGGGCUGCCCCUCUCCAGGCUCAGAACAGGCCGCCCAGGGAGAAGGAGCUCAGCCUGAAGCCUUCAGCCCGUCGGGUGCAGCCCGGCUCCAGCCUGCUUUUUAGUGGCCCCACCCGGCUGCUCCAGGACUGCCUCCACAAGUCACUCAAAUCCCUCCCCACCAUCCAGCAGCCCUCACCAACCUCUGCCCACCACACAUGCGCUGGUGCCACCUACCACACUUCCCUCAAUGCACUCCAUCAUACCUGCCAGAGUUCCCCUCAACUCUCUGACUCUGAACACCACAACCAUCUCCACUUCGCUCAUCACUUCCACCCCCAUGCUGCCCACAGCCGGCCCAGUUCAGGACACCACACCUGCCCGGGCUUUCUGCAUCAUCGGGACUCCUCCGGCUCUGCUAAGCCAGAGGCAUCUGUCAAGCUCACUUGCAGAUCCAGCUCCUAUGAGAAGUCCUCCAUCUUGUCAAAGUCUGCGUCCUCUUCCAAAGCAGCAUCUCCCAUACCAUCGCCUCAUCUAUCACCCCAUCCCUCACCAUGUCCCUCUCCAUGCCCCUCUCUCAUUACACCUGCUGCUCCGCCCUGUAGUCCUGACCAGCCAGGCUCACCUGCCCUCACCCAGAAGGUCAUCAUAACAGACAUGAACCGGCUGUCUGCAGACUCCAGACCACAGCAGAGAGGGGCCACCCUGUCCCAACUGUCUGAUAGUGGCCAGACUCUGAGUGAGGACAGCGGUGUGGAUAUAGCCGAGGCAGGAGGCCUCAGUAAGGACGGCAGCCCUCGACCUAGCAAGAACCAGCAAGGCCAUCUGGAACAGCCAGGGGCCCAUGCGCCUCCUCCAGGGUCCACCAGACAACAGACAAGCUCACCGGUCCCAGUGCCCACUGCUACCUUGGUACGAGUGGUGAAAAACGCCAACACACUUGGCAUUGCUAUAGAGGGGGGUGCCAACACACGCCAACCUUUGCCGCGCAUAGUCACCAUUCAGAAAGGAGGCUCAGCUCAUAACAGCGGUCAGCUGAAGGUGGGUCACGUUAUCCUGGAGGUCAAUGGCAUUCCCCUGAGAGGACGGGAGCACAAGGAUGCUGCCCAGAUUAUAGCCGAGGCCUUCAAGACCAAGGAGAAGGACCACAUUGACUUCCUGGUGGUUGAGCCAGGACUUUAGUAUGAGGACUCUGCACUUUAUGCGGGUUGGCUGAAGAGGACAAUGUUUUCCUGCUUUUAGGAAACUGUAUGAACUUCACAUGAUGUUGUCCUAUAAUCAUGGCCCUCAUUUUGUUUGCAGGGAGAGGAUUGGUAAAAGAUAUUUGUUAACUGCACCCUACUGAGAUUUGCACAAUUUAAAUUUAGAAAAUGAUAAUAUAAUUAAUAUCUGCCAUAAAAGUCAUACAUGCAUCAAAUGAUAUUUGCAUCAGUUUCAUUAGUCUUCAAACCCUGAAACCCUGAACCAGGAGGACUGGGUUAGUACUGAUAUUGUGGUUGUCACACCCAGUAAUAUCAAAAACAGCCAAUUGUCUUACAGUCAGGAAGUCAGUGUUCAAGUGUCUUGUAUUUUUUGUUCUUGCUACAAUUUUUGGAGAGGCAGUGCUGCUCUGGAGGCAGAUGU
This is a messenger RNA of Epinephelus lanceolatus (giant grouper), 3899 nucleotides long. RefSeq names its product whirlin b (gene whrnb). Lineage: Eukaryota; Metazoa; Chordata; Actinopteri; Perciformes; Serranidae. Gene Ontology annotation, cellular component: stereocilia ankle link complex; stereocilium tip; photoreceptor inner segment. Gene Ontology annotation, biological process: auditory receptor cell stereocilium organization; sensory perception of sound. Gene Ontology annotation, molecular function: protein binding. The record is from RefSeq and is a predicted model, not a curated record.